Molecule: messenger RNA, 1335 nt
Organism: Branchiostoma floridae (Florida lancelet)
Lineage: Eukaryota; Metazoa; Chordata; Leptocardii; Amphioxiformes; Branchiostomatidae
Exons: 2
Coding region: 1-1335 (444 amino acids)
Source: RefSeq, a predicted model, not a curated record
AUGGCGACCCUGAGACCAUCACUACAAUACCCUGACGUCGGCGUGGUUGUCCUCGGCGACCUUAACCGCCUGGAUGUUAGCGGCCUGUGUUCGCAGCACUCACUGACACAACUCGUGAAGGUGCCGACUCGUGACAAUGCCAUCCUCGACCAGAUACUUGCGUCUGACUGCUUAGCCACUUACUACCAAGAACCAACAACAGGUCCCCCGAUUGGCGACAGCGACCACAACUGCGUUUUCUGGGAGGGGAGUCCAACUCCUUUCACCGGUAACGAGACACAUAAGAAACAGGUGAGACCCCUGCGUGAGUCAGACUUGCGGGCUUUUGGAUGUUGGAUCACUCAGCAUACGUGGGAAGAAGUGUACUGUGCAGAUAACACACAGGAGAAGUACUCAGCAUUCUACACCACUCUCCUUAGUGCUGUGGACAGUUUCUUCCCUACCAGGACUGUACGAAUACACAAGCAAGAUAAGCCCUGGAUAACUCCACAUCUUAAAACUCUGAUCAGAGACCGACAGAGGGCAUUUGCAGAAGAGAAUCGCCCUAAGUGGAAACACCUUCGUAACAAGAUCAGUAAAACCAUUCAGUCCUCGAAGAAAGCCUUCUACAAGAACAAGAUUGAGCACCUUAAAAUGGCUGAUCCCAGAAAAUGGUACAAAGCCAUCAAAGAGCUAACCAAUAGCAGCAAGGGACAACUUUGUGUUGAAGUGCCCGGCGUCCCGUCUUCAUCGCCCAAGUCUGUAGCGAACGCCAUCAACGUGCACCUGGCAGCGGCAUCACAACAACACGCCCCUCUGCAGCUCCAGGAUCUCCCAGCGUACCUGCCUGCCCCAGCCCCACCACCCACUGUCUCUUUCUGGGAUAUGUGGCACAGGCUUAAGCAGGUAAAGCUCGGUAAGGCUACUGGCAGCGACAACAUUUCCCCCAGAAUUGUCCGGGAGUUCGCGUUUGAGCUGAGCCAACCGCUGUGCGAUAUUAUAAACACAUCGCUCUGUCAGGGUGUUGUUCCUGAGGCUUGGAGAGACGCGGACGUCAUACCGGUCCCGAAGGAAAUGCCGCCUAGUCUGUCUAAGUUAAGACCCAUCUCACUGACAUCAGUGUUUGCCAAGGUGUGCGAAGGUAUCGUUACAGACUGGUGUCUCAAGGACAUACUUCCUAGUGUAGACCCGCGCCAGUAUGGAUCCCUGCGUGGCCGGUCGACCACACACUACCUUACGCUCCUGACACACAUACUGCUGGAAACAGCCGACAAACGAAGCCAUGUGUCAACACUAGUGCUCACGGAUUUCACACGCGCCUUUGACUCCAUCACCAAACUGCCGUCAACAAAAUGA